Messenger RNA from Aethina tumida (small hive beetle), 6866 nucleotides. Its product is annotated as protein winged eye. The record is from RefSeq and is a predicted model, not a curated record. The transcript is spliced from 12 exons. Gene Ontology annotation, molecular function: chromatin binding. NCBI's taxonomy places the organism in Eukaryota, Metazoa, Arthropoda, Insecta, Coleoptera, Nitidulidae. The coding region runs from base 394 to 5037 and encodes 1547 amino acids.
CCAAAAAAGCUUUUACAAACAAAAAUCGCAGUGCCGCAAAACCAUCAGAGUUAACUGGAAAAAAAAAAUACACAGGAACCCAUUCGUACGCCCGCAUCCCGCGUAACUGAACUGUCGAAUUUUACGACGAAAAUUCCGGUGCGGUGGUGGCGAGUCACUUUUUUUUAAUUUUUUUUGGUGCCAGUGCAAGUUCGUGCCGGAAAUUUAUUUGGUUUCGAUUAUGUGAUAUGCCCGGUAAUAAUCGACGUACAGUGGUUCCGUUUUCCGUUGUGAUCUGAUUUGUUUUGUUACGUUUUGUGCGUAGUUAUGUGUUUACGUUCGGGUUUUUGGGAGUUAUCGAUCUAGUCGGGCCUACCCCAAAAAGGGUUUUCUGUCCGGAAUUGAAUUUUGAGUAUGCUAGGAAGCCCCGCAGGGCCGGGUGCUGCCUCCCAGAGAGGAUUAUGGCCCCUGGCCCCGGCCAAUCCGGCCACCACUUUCCCAACUCCUGACGCGUUGAGCAAGUAUGGGAUCUACUCGUUGUUUCCGCAACAGGCGUUGCAGAACACCCUGUAUUCGCACGCCAGCAUCGGACGGUUCGCGUCCGGCCACAUUCAACAGUCCUCAGGAAAUGCAUUCCAUGCAGCACAAAAAGAUUCGAUUUUCACAGCGGGCUACACGUUCGGGGCACCGACUCCACCGCCCGGCUCGCCUUACUCCCCCAUACCGAUGGCGACCUCCACCUCCGCCCUCGAUCUGAUGAAGAGCUUCAGCACCGGCAUCUUCGUGCAGACCGAGACACCGAAAAAGAUCCAAAUCCAGGAGAAAAGGUGCGACGAGAAGUGUUGCAGUGUGAAGCAGAAAGCAUGCAACUGUCCCGGAUCGCCGCUCAAAAUCGCGACCGCCAAGUAUAGCGAGAGCGUGGUGCAAACGGGGUGCUCGAGGACGAACCCGAUCGAAUGGAACGGGGUCAAUGUGAAGAAGGAGCCGGGCACGCCGUGUCAGGUGGCCGAAAUCACCACCAGCGGGUCGCCGGUGGUGAAGCUCGAAGUCACGAGUCCCACGCAGAAGAUCACGGAGUCCGCGAGCAUCAUUAACAAUUCUAUUAUUGGAACUAAUGAACAAGUGGCGGGUAGCAUGGCUGCUGCCGCGACCGGGUGCCCGUCCCUCGCCGCGCCCAUCCUCCAGUGCGGCGACGACCGCGCCGCUGCAUUGGCGGGGUGGCAGAUGAGCGCCGCCCACGGUUCCGCCCUAGCCGCUCCCACCGUUUGGCAGUAUCCCGCGCCUAUACCAAUGGAACCAAUGGUUCCCAGCGUACCGCACGCUGGCUUCCAAUUAAUCCGGGAUCCCAACUCUGGUGGUUUGCUCCUAUUACCAACAACCACUGGUCUAGAACCGUUGCAACAGGUGGUUUGGCCGAGUUACCCCCAACCGCCUUCAGUUCUUCUGCCUUCAUUACCGUCAUUGCCGUCUUUACCGCCACCUCCUCUGCAGCUGUUGAGUUCUGCGUCAGAUUACCUAUCGAGCAGCACCACGCUCCAUCAGCACACCCAAACCCACAGUACAAGACUGGUUGCAGUCACCACAGACGCCAAACGAAAAAUCCCCAUGCCCAUACCGGCGACCACUCUCAUCAAAAUCGAAACAGACGCCACCACGUUAGACCAAACCAAAACGUUACAAGCUGUUAGCACCAUUGCUAGCAAUACCGGAACCGUCUACACGGAUUCCAGCAUGACUCCCUUGGUCACAACGCACCUGAUCUAUCAGCAUCCCACUAAUUUAAUCCUGUCGCAAACUUCCACCAACGAAACUACCUGCAGGUCACAAGCCACGUCACCGGUAGCGUGUCUGACACCACCUCCGGACAAUGUCCAAAUACAAGAGGAGGAAACGCAAGUCCAAGACGCCAGCAACCAAACCGACACACCUAUCUGUAGUGAAGACGACAACACUACACACACAGUACCGGAAAUAACAGAACCAAAAGUUGUGGAAGAAGAUGCUAUUCCGGAGUACCCGCAAGAAUCAGUACCUGAACCGGAAAUCGAACAGCCAGGUCCAAAAAUUACAGAAAUCCUCGAGGAACCCGCAAUUCCUGAAACGAAGGAGCCUGAAAUAUCCGAAGAGACUGUGCCUGCAAACAAACCUGAUCUUAGCGGGCUUGAAUUACUUUCGAACAGUAUCGUGGAGUUUGAGAGCUGCAGGAGUUCGACGGAGGAUGAAAGUGUAGUUUUAGAACCCAAAGAAAAUAACAUAGAAAUACCUAAGGUAGUUCCGGAACUUGAACCUGACGUUGUAAAGAAACCUGAAGAAAGCUUGGGUGGUUUAGAUCUUCUCUGCGCAUUAGCCGAGCAGAGAAUAAUGGAGGAGUGCACGGAAAAACCCAAAGAAGAUUUAGAUUUAGACACACAAGAAAAAGUUAAAAGUGAUACAGUAAAAAUUAAAGAAAAAGAACGCGACCGGGAGAGGCGACGAGAAAAGAGAAAGUCUAAGAAACAUUCGUCCGACGAACCUAGACGAAAGAAGAUGAAAAGUGAGAGACGAUCAGACGAAGACAAAGAACGCAAGAAACACAAAAGUAAACGCUUAGACGUUGAUAAAGAAAAGCAAAAAUGCGAUUGCCAAGUCAAAGACUUCAGGUCUUAUAAAACUCCCGAAACAGAGGAAGAAGUAAAAAAAUUCAUUGCUAGUAAAACUCAGACCACUUGUUGCAAAGGCGAAUGGCCUUGCAUAAAUCCUAAUGAACUAGAUAUGAGGAUGAAACUCGCGGAAAUUCAAAGACAGUACAAAGAAAAGCAGAGGGAACUGAGCAAGUUGAAACCAAAGAAGCACCAUGAAUGCUCCAAAAAAAAGUCAAGGAAGAAGUCGACUAAUUCUGAGAGAAGUUUAACUCCUCCACCAUUGUUGGAUAAAAUUGAUACAAAUGUUAAACCUAAAAAUGUUCCCGAGUUAUUAAAACCGCCUACUCUUUGUCCGGUUGAAGGUUAUAUAGCCGAGAAACGACCACACACUCCGUCUGAUGUGGACUCAUCUCCUGAGAAGUCUUCAUCCAAGAAACGCAAGGUUGGAAGGCCUAAAAGACUAAUGACUAGUUCUGGAUAUCAAGUUACGACCGAAACGAUUGUAGCAAAAAAGCCAAAGACCAAUUUUGUGGGUUACCUUUUGGCAGCUAAAGAAAAAUUGCAGCUACAAAGCAAAGUCUAUUCAGAAAGUCCUCCUAGAUAUUUGGACGACAUAGCAACAACCACCCCCAAGAUUAAGAAGAUAAAAAAUAUCAACAACAACAUAGAAACUGAGAAACCUAAGAUUAGACCCAAGUUAAAGGCCGAACCGACUAUUAAACCAUAUUUGGAUGAAGAAAAUAAUGAUUACGAAUAUGAAGCAGAGGCUGAGGAUGAAGAUGACGACGAGAUCGUUGAUCACAUAGAAAUCGACAUUGACGAAGCUGAACACGCUGAAAUACUUGAGGAAUCACUCACUCAAGUAACUGCUGCGUCUAAAGUGGAAGAAUCACCGGAAGACCCGGAAGAAGAAAUUGUAGAGGAAGUAAAACCUGACGAUACUAGAUGUACGUUGACUGCUGAACUUCUGGAAGUGGAUAAAUUAAGAGUGCUGACCGCUAUGGGAGGUUUGUUUUAUGCUGGAUGUUUGAACGCUUUGGAGCCUCCAGAUGUGUAUUCAAUUACGUUAGAUGGGGAAAGAGGAAAUCGGCCUCAUAUAAUGUCCAGGGAGGAGAUUUUAAGAGAUGCUAUUGUAGAAGUGUCGCCAAAAAGUACAGAAGAUUUACCAGUUGGUACCAGAUUGUGUGCUUACUGGAGCCAGCAGUACCGUUGCUUGUAUCCUGGUAGUGUUGCAGAACCUGGUACUCCAGAUCCUCAGUUAGAUGGAAAAUUUGUUUCUGUCGAGUUUGACGAUGGAGACAGCGGUAAAAUCGCACUGGAAGACAUAAGAUUCCUUCCGGCAGAUUAUCCUAUCAUAGAAUAUGACCCAAAUCCCCUUUUGAGCCUAAGUAAAAGGAGACGGCGAGCUUCUACAAGCAUCUCGACAGAAGAGCGCAGAUCGUCGAUCUCCACCAACAAUGAAUCUCAUAGCGACUCGAAGAGUUUCGACGUAGAAAAAGAAAACAAGGACCUAAACAAACCGGAUAAAACAGAAAAACCGACCGAAUACAAGGAAGCUAAGAAAAGACUGAAGAAAAAGAAACGCGAAAAACUAAAGGAGAAGCUAAUGCACGAUGAUAAGAAGAAAAAGAAGAAACAUAAGUGUGUGGAUGAUAACUGCAAACACAAGAAACAUAAGAAGCACAAGAAACACAAGAAACAUCACGAAAAGGAACGUGUCGAAGAGAAGCCUAUUGUAGAGACUCAACAACCUGUUGAAGAAGUGGACGAAGAUGUGCUUGAAGAGGAAACUUAUCCUGAAUAUCAUGUAGUGGCAAAUCCUGACGACGAAGUCACAAUGGAUGACAUUUUGGAAUCAGAGCAGAUCAAGAAGUCGAAGAAGUUGAGGAAUAGACAAGAAUCUUGCGAGAGUAGAAGUAAAAUCAGCGCAUUUUUGCCUGCGAAUCAAUUAUGGAGAUGGGCUGGUAAAGGUUACAAAAGGUCAGUUAAAGGCAGGUCCAAGAAGUGCUUUUAUAAAUCCAUACAAAGAGGAAAUGAAUUCAUAACUAUUGGUGAUUGUGCGGUAUUUUUAUCCACUGGAAGGCCGGACAGACCGUACAUUGGAAGAAUUGAAUCUAUGUGGGAGGUGUGUGGUACCAUGAUAGUCAAAGUGAAAUGGUUCUAUCAUCCUGAAGAAACGGUUGGUUGUCCUCUGAAUCUCCAAUAUCCAGGUGCCCUGUUUGAAUCUCCACAUGCAGAUGAAAACGACGUGCAAACCAUUUCUCACAAAUGCGAAGUGGUACCAUUGAAGGAGUACAGGGAGAAAUUGGGGAAUGAUCCACAGAGAUACGCCACGAUAUAUGACAACAACGAUAUUUAUUACUUGGCCGGUUAUUACGAUCCUGGUUCUAAGAAUUUGAAAAUGGAGGCGGGAAUACCAUUUUUGGACGCGGAAUAAUCUGAAGACGAUCUGUAUGAUGCAAUAAUUUAAAUCUUACAACAAAUCAUGUAUUUAUUAUAUAAGAUAGUGAUUUUUUGGUGCUAUAUGGACUUGAAUGUUGAGUUUGUUUCGUUUAUUUUUGUUUAGAUGGAAAAGGUUUAUGAGGUUGUCCGGUUGGUGCAGUUGACCGCCGAGAGGUGAUAUUAAUUAAUAUUAAUGGACUGAAUUGACAGUGGAAGAGAUGCUAGUGAGUAGGUCAGAUGUAUGACUUAAAGUAUAUUUUUUGUGAUUUUUGGUCCAUCCUAAGGCACAUUAAUUUUCUAUUUGAUAGAAAAAAUCAAUUAGCGUACCCAUAUAAGAACAUUAAUAAUAAACAUCAGUACAAUUUAGAUUUGUAAGACAGUUAUAUCUAAACUAUGUAGAUUUUAGAUAGCGUAUACAUAAAUGGAUGUAACUUAUACAGGGUGGCUCAGGAAUUUAAUUUUUUGCACCAGCUACAAUAGCAAUAGUUACAUUUACAUAUCUGCACUUGGAAUGAAAAAAGCAGUGAUGUUAUAUAAAUUCUGUUUGGUAACUUCUGAAACCUGAGCAUAUUAAAUUUCAACAUCCUGUAUUUAUUCUUAUGUAUACUGUAAAUGUAGCGAGAUUUUUCUAUCAAAUUUUUCGUGUACCCCUUUGUAAAUUGUAAAUAUGAAACAGAUGAGAAUGAUAUAUUUUGAUAUUAGGACCAAUAGAGUCAUUUUGGUCGUUUUUACUGAACAAUUGGCGGCCAUUUUUUUGGAAAAUUUAAGAAAGAAAAAAAAUCUAUGUAAAAAAUACAAAAAAAUAACAAUCAAUUUAUGUAACUUUUGGACUGAAUGAAAUGGUGCCUAAUUUUUGUAAAAUAUAGACUAAAAAAAUGACCUGGUGACACACUAUUGGCAUUUAAUAUUUUGGAGUUUAUUUUCAAGUCAUACAAAAAUUUCAAUUGACUGUUCUUUUUUGUGUGACUUGAAAAUAAUAAAAUAUAAGAAUAUAAAUGUGCAAUGUACUCAAAUAUAUAGUACUUAGAUUAUAUUAAUAGCCUUUUAGGAAACAGUGGCUUGAAUAUAUAUUUUAGUUUUUUAUCUCUGUGAAAAGAAAAUCUUCCACUUGUACAUUUUCAGUUAAAUAUUACAGAAUUAUACGCUUAAAACACUUAGUAUAGGUGCUUAAGUAUACUUACUAGUUUUAAUUUUUUAUUAUAGUAUUUCUUAUGUUUUACUGGUCGAUUAUUUUUUAAAAGUACUGUAGAGAGCCUUAAAUCUUUGCAUAAAAUGUAAAUUUUUUGCAUUUGUUACAUCACUUUGUGUUAUCAUUUUAUCACUUGUUAUAGAGUGUUUGUUUUCAGUGAAUGUCUUUUUAUAAGAAUUUUAUGUUAUUUUUAAAACGUCGAAUAUUUUAUAUUGAAUAUUUAUUUGUAAAAUAUCUAAGUAUUAUUAUUGUAUUUUUUUGCACUUAGAGACAUUCAUAUUAAACGAUUUAUUUAUAAUAUUUAUGCUAUUACAAUGCGCAAGUUUAACCUAAUAAGGUUGGAACUGGACAUUGACAAAAAAAUACGUAUUUGUAUAAAAAUCUAUGUUUUUCUAGAAUAGUGACAAAAAUUUGAUGAGAUAUUUUAUUACUUGUAUAGAAGUGUUAUUUUUGCAUAUUUUCAAUAAUAUGGUGCUGCAUUUUUUUGAGAAAUAAAAAGGGAAAUCAAAAUUUUGGGGCUUGAAAUCCUCAAAAUUAGUAUCAGGGUUGAGAGGAAAGAAUAUGCCACUGUACAUAUUUUUUGCUUGUAUAUAUUUUGGCUUACAAUUUUAUCAUAAAUAUAAGUAUUCAUUAGA